This is a messenger RNA of Cryptococcus deneoformans JEC21, 2313 nucleotides long. RefSeq names its product ribonuclease H, putative. The transcript has 11 exons. Bases 42 to 2009 code for a protein of 655 amino acids. Gene Ontology annotation, molecular function: nucleic acid binding; exonuclease activity. The record is from RefSeq and is a predicted model, not a curated record. Gene Ontology annotation, cellular component: nucleus. NCBI's taxonomy places the organism in Eukaryota, Fungi, Basidiomycota, Tremellomycetes, Tremellales, Cryptococcaceae.
GUAAUCAUACCGUUUGUACAACUCUCUUUUUCGCAUACAUCAUGUCCUCCGCCUCACCAAGAUCAACAUCUUCCAAACGCAAGACUCCACCAAGCCUCUCAGGCAGUGAUUGCGAAGGCGCGUUCAGCGAAGUUUUGACUCGUCAAGCACGACGAAAGCAGAAGAAGGUCAACAAGCACAGGCCAGAGUUUCAAUUCAAUAUACAAGAGUUGAAAUAUGGCAAAAAGGUUACCCUUGCUCAUAUCCGUGACUUGAUCCUAUAUAUAGUGGCAGAUGGUCAAAAGCCUCAGUGGAUCCAAGUUAAUAACAAGUCCUACAUAUCUCACACUGUCCUGCUCUUUGUUCCAGGCCUCUUACCUACCCAUCUAGGUUUGAGUUCGGACAUCACUUCUGUCUCAAUGCCUUUCGCCAUCAAUUCAAUUUCAACUAGUGAAGACGUCCUUGGCUGUCUAGAGGGGGCCAGUCAGAAAGUUCCCGCCAUCGCUUCAUUAUUUACCUACGGAUGUCCCACGCGGGCGCCUGGUGAUAAGCUUCGAAUGCAUUCCGCCAUCAAUCAGUUACUGAUGUGCCCUAUUCAAGAGCAUAUUAAAAGGAAACGAGAAGCAGAAAGAGAAAAAGACCACCACCGCAAUGCUUCAGUUGACUCUUACUCUCCUCUACUGUACCUCCUCACGCCUAAUCAAAUGAUUGACAACGACUACAACAUACCGUCAUAUCUCCCCCACGUUGAUGGCCGUGUUAUACCAGGAUUGGACAGAUCAAUGAUCCCGGACAAGUCCAAUUUGUUUCUUUCAAGUUUAUCGGAAGUAGAGAAUAUCAAACUAAGAGACGAAUCAGGACGCGUCAUUGGGAUGGAUAGUACAAGAAAUACUAAAGGCAAUACGAGAGAAGGCGGGUGGGUAGAGACUUCCCCAGCGCAGGGUCCACCAAAAGAUGGAAUAUAUCCAAUUCUAGCCAUCGAUUGUGAGAUGGUGGUGUCAAAAGAUGGAGAUGAGUUGGCACGGAUUUCUGUCAUUGAUUUCAACAGCGGAAAGAAUGUUUUCGACGAACUCGUUUUGCCUCCUGGUGAAAUCGUGGAUUAUCGCACUCAAUGGUCAGGUAUCACUGCUGAACGUCUCCUGUCAGCUGCACAUACAAUUUCCUCGAUCCAGAAUCUUCUCCUUUCUGGCCCAUCGCCCUUGAUUACACCCCACACCAUACUUCUUGGCCAUUCACUCGAGUGCGAUCUGAAUGCGUUGAGAAUUCGCCAUCCUCUGUGUAUAGACACCGCCCUUAUCUAUAAGCAUCCAAGAGGGCCCCCUUUUAAACCUGGGCUGAAGUGGUUGGCGCAAAAGUGGCUGCAAAGAGAUAUCCAAGCAGGCGAGAAUGGACAUGAUUCCGAGGAAGAUGCACUGGCCUGUGUGGAUCUUUUGAAGAUGAAGUUAACCAAUGGCCCUGAUUUUGGCGAUUCUGUCAAUAACAUGGAACCCAUCGUGGAACGCAUUGGUAGGUAUAUGGACAAUUCCCCCGAAUCCCGCAAAACUUCCGCAUAUUGCGAUUAUGGGGAUCCUCGGUGGUUAUAUGGUGCAAAAGCGACAACAGCUGUACGAUGUACCUCAGAUGACGAUGUGGUGAAUGCUGUGGUAAAGAACGUUCAAAGUCAUACUUUUGUAUUUGGCAGAAUGAUGGAACUCUCAGAAGCACAAGGAUGGAACGAUGGUGGGGCCAGCUUACCUCCAAAUUCCACGGCCUCACUCGAUUCAGUCCUUGAGCGUUUCAAUAACCGUCUCACCGCAUUGCAUUCUUCCCUUCCGCCUAAUACUGCAUUGAUCAUCGUCACUGGCCAUUCGGAUCCGCUGCCAAUGGUGAAACUUACGAAGAAGCGGCAAAGAUGGGAGAGGUCUGUGAAGACUGGAGGUAUCGAAGGACUCUCCGGAGAUGAUCGAUGGAUGGCGGAGCAUGACAGGGACCUUGAAAAGGCGGUGGAAGACGCGAAAGCGGGCAUGGCGUUUUUCCGGGUGACCUCUUAGAUGGUUCAGCAUAUUCGUUGGGCUGUAUUAAUGGUGUCAUGAUCCUCUUGUUGUCUCAGCAUGAUAAGGGUCGUUUGGCAGUUUUAGCAAGAGACGAGAAUACCAUUAAAGUACAGUUUAACAAUAAUGUCUGCUCAGACAAACAACUAGAAGGCUAUGGAUGGUGGUGUUUCCGACGACCAAUCAACAAUACAGAUAUGAUUACGUAAUUUUGAUUCUGGUAACUGAAAGAAGGCCAUAGAGCAAUAUGAUAAAACUGUGGAAACUUACGAAAACACAAAGGACAAGGUUAGAGGACUCUUUG